GACCAGAAUUUCGUCAGCCCUGGCAGCACAACAAUAACAAAGCACCUUUUUGGUCGAGUGGCAACAUUGUUUUGCUUUAGACAGCAUGGCGAAAUUUCUGGGCAUAAAUCGCUUAGGUAGGCUUUUUCAGGCCAUACGCGAGGCUGGCGGUCUAAAGCAAGCCUACCUAAAGCUGUAUAGAAACGAUGAUUUGAAGACAGGCACAUUGGUGGGCAUUGACAAGUACGGCAAUAAAUACUUCGAGAAUGGGUACUAUUUCUACGGACGCAAUCGUUGGAUUGAAUUUGCACCACAUGUGAACAUGGACUACGAUGGCUCCCAGAUACCAGCUGAUUGGUACGGCUGGAUGCACUAUAAGACGGAUCUGCCACCUACACGCGAUGGUUGCCGUCCCAAAUACAAGUGGAUGGCGGAUCAUAGUGAGAAUCUGUCGGGCACCAAAGAGGCUUACAUGCCCUACACCACAACGACACCGAAAGUGGAAGCUUGGGUACCACCAGCGAAGAAAUAGUAAAUCAAGUCGUUAGCAUACCGAUAUUAUGUUUAAACUAAAAGUUAAUAAAUUUGCUUUGAUAGAGCUACUUUA
This is a messenger RNA of Drosophila busckii, 586 nucleotides long. RefSeq names its product probable NADH dehydrogenase [ubiquinone] 1 alpha subcomplex subunit 12 (gene ND-B17.2). The record is from RefSeq and is a predicted model, not a curated record. Lineage: Eukaryota; Metazoa; Arthropoda; Insecta; Diptera; Drosophilidae. Gene Ontology annotation, cellular component: membrane. The transcript is spliced from 5 exons. Gene Ontology annotation, biological process: response to oxidative stress; mitochondrial respiratory chain complex I assembly. The coding region runs from base 86 to 511 and encodes 141 amino acids.